GCAUUGAAUGUAUUAUGGGGUGCAUUUGAUGAGUUUAAGUGAAGAGAAAGAAGGUUAAAGACUUCCGCUAGUAAACCUGAAGAGUUGGUUGUUUGUAUUGGUACAAACUUAUAAGGCUGAAGUGCAAUUGGGCGAAGCUUUGUAGGUUACACUUUCGCAGAAAAUUGCUGGGCAUCUGAAGGUGUGACACACGGUCACUUCAAUUCACGAAACGAAAGAAGAACGAAGAAGGAAAAAGAGUAAGGAAAUCUCUCAAAUCUCUUUCGCUCGCUCGCUCUCGUCUCGCAUUUUAGAAAUCAGAAAUUCAGAAGCAGAAGAAGAAUUGUUCCUCUGUGCCAAAUUAGGUUUACAUAAACACUUCCUCUCUCGGUCUACCUUUUCUUGUUGAGGGUAAACUACCUUCAGUUACAGACUAUUCUAUUCCAUUGGAUAAAGGAAGCACCUUUAGUGUUUCUGAAAGAAAAGAAAGCACCUAUAUAUGGAAUUUGUCGAUUAUUCCAUUGAAGAAGGAUUGGAAGAAGAAGAUGAACAAUCUGUUUGUAGUUCCAUAGCGCGUGGUGGCCCUAUUUACGUUCCUGAUCUUACUAGUCCCCUCAUCAGAUUAGGUCGUUUUGAGGAUUUGGUUCUUGAAGAACUGCAGAGUUUAAAGGCAGAAUUAUGUGUAGAUUCAUUCCAUUUAUGUGAGGAAGAUCUAUCUGUUGAUGAGCUCAAAAUCUAUACAGAGGAAGAACUGGUAGAAAAAGCUUUACAAGAAGCAUUUCAGAACAAUGAUGAAAAUGAACCACAAGUUUUAGAAGAUCUCUCUAACAGAAUGAGCAAAGAUGACCUAGGAACCUCAUGUUGUGCUAUUGCUCAUUCAGAAAGCUCAGAAAAGAGAAUAAAUACAUCGCCAUCUUAUGAGUCACUAAACGGCUCUCUGGUUCAAGUCGGUGAUCCUGAUUCUUCUGGCAUAUUGGUUGAAAGCAACUCAAAGAUGAGCAGGAAAAGGGGGAGAAAAUUUGACAGGGAUUGCCGUGCUGCAGAACUGGAAAGUAGUUACACUGCAAAAGUGAAGCAGCUUGCAAACCUCAAGCAAAAGCAGGAUGAGGAUAAAUUGGCUGCUAGAUUACAUUCAUUCAAUGGGAGCUGCAAUGCUGGUGAUGGAGUAGUGCCUUCUUCAGAGAAUAUCGAGAGGAUGAGAACACUUAGGUUCAUCAAUUCUUCAACGAAAAUGAAAUCAUCAAAUACUCGUGAACACGUAGCUGUAUCUUCUCAGGAAGUGGUUCUUUGUGUUGAGAUAUAUCACAGUAUUAAAAAGACCAUAAAGACCCAGGAGUUCUUGGUGUUAGGGAAUCAAACUCUAGCAGAGCUGAGGGAUCAAAUUUUUUGCUCUACAGACCAGCUGAUGGAAAAAGAAAAGCAGUCUGAUCCUUCUGGAUAUUUUCUCAUCGAAGACGUAUUUUGCAAUGAUUUGAGAGAUCCAGAUGCCGUAGAUUAUAGCGAACCUAUAUUCGACUGGAUUAGGAACUCUAAGAAAGAAGCACUUGAGAAAUGGGACUGGAUCCUAUCUGGUCCUCUACAGCCAAAGGAAAAAGCGUUAUUUGGAGAUACGAAGACCUCUCACUUGCCUAACUUCAAAGCUGUCGACAUGCAUAAGGUCCGCUUCUGCGACCUGAGUUUUAGACUUGGAGCUGGGUAUAUAUAUUGCCACCAGGGAGAUUGCAAGCACUUCAUGGUAUUAAGGGACAUGAGGUUGAUCCAUCCAGAGGAUGAGCAGAACCGGGCAGCUUACCCAGUGCUUAUGUUCCAACUAAAAACCCGUUUCGAGAAGUGCUCUGUCUGCAGGAUCUACCGUGCUACAAAAGUAACAGUGGAGGACAAGUGGGCCCCAGAAAAUCCUAGUUAUUUCUGUGAUAACUGCUACCACCUUCUUCACUACAAUGAGGAUGGAUCCUUGUUAUACGAGGACUAUGCUGUAUAUGAUUAUCACCACGACUAAUCUAUACUGCAUUUUCAAUAGGGCAUGCAAGUACUUAUGUUAUACAUGUAGAAAUACCUUUUGGUCUUUAAUUAUCAUGGUGGAGUUGCCGCUAUCUAUGUA
Papaver somniferum (opium poppy) is the source of this 2080-nucleotide messenger RNA. Its product is annotated as snRNA-activating protein complex subunit-like. The record is from RefSeq and is a predicted model, not a curated record. Gene Ontology annotation, cellular component: snRNA-activating protein complex. Bases 479 to 1978 code for a protein of 499 amino acids. The transcript has 12 exons. NCBI's taxonomy places the organism in Eukaryota, Viridiplantae, Streptophyta, Magnoliopsida, Ranunculales, Papaveraceae. Gene Ontology annotation, biological process: snRNA transcription by RNA polymerase III; snRNA transcription by RNA polymerase II. Gene Ontology annotation, molecular function: RNA polymerase III type 3 promoter sequence-specific DNA binding; RNA polymerase II cis-regulatory region sequence-specific DNA binding; bent DNA binding.